Messenger RNA from Cladocopium goreaui, 5385 nucleotides. Lineage: Eukaryota; Dinophyceae; Suessiales; Symbiodiniaceae. The record is from the annotation of a GenBank genome assembly.
AUGGCGCAUCAAAGUGCACUUGCAGAAGCCCACCUUGCACAAGGAAGAGAUAUGAACCGUGCCUGUCCCCAGGACAUCAAGGUAGUUGCUCCGCGUGAAUCUCAGGGAAACCACGACCAAGAAAAGGCCGACGACGGAGAAGCAGCGCAAGGGAAAGGGACAAGGCCAUCGGUCAUCGCAGUACUUCGGCCUGAACUUGUUCAUCACCCUUGCCUUGGACUUCGGUGGCAACGAUGGUGGGUGGACAAGCAUCAGCCGGUGCCAACAACUCUGGAGGAGCUGCAGUACCAGGUGGACCUGCUGGUGCUACGUUUGGCCAAAGCAGCACCAUCUGCUGCUGGACUGACACAGUCCACGUACAGGUCUUUCAGAAGGAGACUUGACCUGUUCAGCCGACAAUGUAGAAGACGAGGUCAAGGAGUAGCUCUUGAAGGAGCUUAUCUAGUUCUUUCACAACUACAAGACGUAGCAUGGGAAGCAACAGAGGGAUUGGACUAUGAUGACAUGGAGCUGAGUGAUGAUCCCUUCAAACCCUUGCUGGUCGUCUUGGACAAACUUUUUCAACAUGAAGAAGAAGUAGAACUCCCUGAACAAUGCCAAGAGUUCUUUGAGAAGUUUGCCCGAGAACGAGGUGAAGAACUACAAGCCUACUUGGUGAGGCAUCAGUCGAUGCUUCGAAAGCUGAAAGAGCUCCAGGUGGACAUACCACCCCUUCUUGCUGGUUGGCAUCUGCUGCAAAGGUCUGGAGUGCCGCGGUGGACCCACGUCCAGGUCAAAGCGAUGUGCAACGGAGACAUGUCAGUUGACCGGGCUUCCAAAGCUUUGAUCCGAAUGUUUGGCGGUGACAGCAAGCCGAACGCCAAGGACACCAUCCUCAAAGGUGAGAUUCACUAUAUGGAUACCGAGUAUGAUGACCUUGAGGACUAUGGCUUUGACGAUGUCUACUACCAGGAUGAUGACGCCUACACCUAUGGCUAUGACCCUGACUAUGACGACACCAUUGAUGAGGUGGAAUACACAGGUGAAGCUGACGAGGGCAUCCCGCAGGAGCUUGAUGAAGCCUCACUUGCAGUGGAGGAUGCAUUCAUCAACUACUUGGACUCUAGAAAGAAAAUGCGGGAACUCGCUCUCAGCCGAGGUUUUUACCCUGUGGUUGCCAUCGGCAUGGAUGACAAUGGUGGUGCGUUCAAGGGGCGUGGAAAAGCCUCUGGUGGAAAGGGCAAGUCAAAAGGAAAAGGCCGUGGAAAGAGCAGCGGAGGAAAAGGCAAAUCUGCUGGAAAAGGACACCCUUUGCCUGGUGCACGACGAUACGUUUUUGGACGUCGGCGUGCAGGUGAAUCUACAUCAACUGCUUCGACAACGGCAUCUGCAAAGUCCACAACCAGUGGAAGCACGUCUCAGCAUGGCCCAAGAUUCAAGCGCUACAGGCUUCCAGCCAAUGGCAUUAAGGAAGUCCCUGAUGAAGUCACCAUGGUGGAGGACAACUUCGUCAGCGAGGUGAAUCAGAUCCCUGUUGACUACACCACCCAUGAGAGCAUCAACUUUGUCAGCCAAGCUGUUGGUUGGGCUAUCAUGGACAGUGGAGCUACUCGCACAGUCUGUGGUGAAGCCAGCUGGAACAAGAUCUUGGACUACCUCAGCUUGAGGAACAUGGAGCCUGACAUCGACAAGGAGACAAAGGAUUUCAGGUUUGGAGAUGGUGCCAUGGUGAGAUCGCUUUUCAGAGCGAUGAUCCCUGUCUGCGUUGGCAAGACCUGGCGACAACUCAUUGUGCACGUCCUUCCAGGACACACCCCUUUGCUCUUGGCACGCCCAGAUCUUGAAUCUUGGCAGACGGUGGUGGACUGUGGAAGAAAAACUGUGAUGAUCGGUGAUGUGCAGGUGAAGCCAGCGUUCACAACCAACGGGCACUACAUGAUCAACAUCUUUGACGACCUUGAGGACGUCUUGAGCUUUGCAGAGCUGGACAACAUCGACGUUUCUGUGGAGACCUUCGUGGAUUCAAUGAUCACCGAUGAGGUCUCUGACUUUGAGGCCGAUCUUGACGUCGAGGUGUCAGAAAAAGAAGCGGAGGAGUUUGUCUUCGCUGCAAGUAUGAAAAGCCAACAGCACGAGCGCAAGCUCAAGUUUUGGGAAGUCUACGUGGAUGAAGGGAACCUGAGCAAGUACCUGCAACGAGCAUAUCAUGAUGUGGAGGUCCGGCAGUUUUCUCUGCCAACUUGGAACUUUGAGAUGAAAGAGCAACAAGCCGCUUUUCGACGUCUUGUUGAGCAAGAAGAACCUCAUCACAUCAUGGUGACUCCUGAAUGUCGUCUCUGGUCACCAAUGCAGAACUUGAACUACAGAACACCCGAGAGACGGGAACUGCUCAGAGAUUUGAGGGUUUUAGAAGAAGAGACCCACCUGACCUUCUACAAGGACAUCCACAUCGACGGCAAGCGCCUGGUCUAUGACACAACUUUUGAGAACCCUGCAGACGCAGCUUCAUUCGAAACCCCAACUUUGGACUCCAUGAAGGGCUACUUUGAGACAGUCCUGGAUCGCUGCCGCACAAAGCUGAAGGCAAGUCCUGAGGACGAGAUGUAUGUGAGAAAGCCUACAAGGUUUCGAUCAAGCUCAAGAAAGGUCUGUGAGGCUGCGAACUUGCGUUGUGAAUGCCCCCGAGGAGCUCAUGUCCAAAUGAUGGGACGCGGCUCUGUCCUCAAGAAGAUGCAGAACUACGAGCCUGAACUUUGCCAACGUCUUGGCAACGCCAUCUACUCUGCAAUGGAGAUGGCAUGGAAGAAACGAGGACAAGCUGAGCUGAUGACCAUGGAGGUCGUCGAGAAAUCGACUGAAGAGAUGCAGUACCUGGAACAGAACAAAGAGCUCAUCAAGAUCGAUGGCCAUGAGAUCCUGAAGUCGGUGGCCAAUCUCCAUCGACAACUUGGACAUCCAAAUGGAGCCAAGCUGGUUCUGGCGGUGAAGGCACGACACCUUCCCAAUGAAUUUGUCCAGGUGGCCCGGAGGUACAAGUGUCCGACCUGUUUGGCCAGGGCACAACCCAAGAAUGUGCGUGUGGCGACUUUGCACAAAUCCCCACACUUCAACCACUCCGUGGCCAUCGACACCUUCUAUGUGGAAUGGGAUGGCAAACAGCGUGCGGUCUUCACCAUCAUGGAUGAGUUCAGUCGCUAUGAAGUUGACAUGGAGAUCAAAGAAGAGACGGCUGACAUGGAGAUAGCUCUCUUCGAGUCAACUUGGAGCCGAUCUUUUGGGUUCCCAAAGGUUUUGCGACUGGAUGCCUCUGGUCCUCAUCAAGGGCAACAAUUUGCCGAUUGGGCAUCUGCCCAUGGAAUGUACAUGGACCUGAUCCCACGAGGUGCUCAUCACAGGCUUGGAAUCCUUGAACGGAAUCAUGCAGUCCGACGACGCAUGCUGGAGAUCUUCCACAAAGACAUGCCCGAGCUGGACUUUGAACAAGCCAUCUUGGUGACCUGCCAUCAGAGAAACCGUUUGUCUUCGGUGAAAGGUGCCACGCCUGCCACUUUGGCAUUUGGCUACGUUCCCUCCGAAGGAGGCAAUGCUGAUGACCCUGGACCCGAACAAUUUGGUGACUCUGCUGACUUGGCGCAGGUCAUGGAAGUCAAACAGAAGGCUGCACAGGCCUUCCACUCUGCCAACUUUGACCUGGCGGUUCGAUCAGCCGCUUUGGCUCGAUCACGUGUGGAUGAGGACGAGCUCAUGGUGGGAGACUAUGUCUACUACUGGAAGCCACAAACCCACAAGCUCGACCCUUUCAGGUGGCGUGGACCCGCGAUGGUGGUGUCCGUGGAAGCCUCAAUUGACCGAAAGACCAUGAUCUACUGGAUCGUCCAUGGAAGCUCACUGGUGCGAGCAACACGACAGCAGCUACGCUUUGAGACUGUCCCUGAGCGCUACGAGCGUCAGAGCAAGCCUGCCUACCUUGAGAGCGUGCAGAAACCUUUGCAACAACGACUUUUGGAAGCUCUCAAGCCAGUGCGUGGUCCAGUGAGGGCCAUUGACAUUGCUGGCAAGGCUCAGUCUCCUGACGAUUUUCCUCAGCUUGGGGGGACUGGAGCAGCCGCUGUCGCACCUGGUGAUGCCCCUCCACAUGAACCACAUGCCAAGCUGCCUGAACCCCGAAUCGACUUUUGGGUCGACUACCCCGACAGUGAGAAAACCGAAUCUGAAUCCAAGACCACUGACAAGACUCUCUUGGAUGAGAUGGUGGCCAACAAGGACAAGAACCUGGAUGACCACACUCAAGGCAUGACCGACAUCCAGAAGGAGAUGAAACGGAAGCUGGAGGAAGAACAUCCGGGCAUCAUGGACUCCUCGCAUGGGGUGAUCGACAGGCAAGAUGAUGAACCACCUGUGAACCCUGAUGAUGUGAGCGUUCGAGCCCGUGACAGACGUUUCUAUGAACAAGCAGUGCGUGCUGCCAGUUUCCUCUCCCACGAGAACAAUCGACGACUGGAUGGACUGCCUCCUUCCGGACGACAACUGCCUGCGAAUGCUGCCGCACAAGCAUCACGACCUGCUGCAAAUCUGGUGCCUCCCAGAGCUGACGAUGGUCAACCGAAAACCAAGCAACCUCGAACUGAGGAAGUGCGCAUGGUGGAGGUCCCUGAGGAUGAGGUCAUGAUGGCGGUCGUGGAGAGUCGGUUGUCUGCCGAUGAGAAAAGAGCCUUCACAGAGGCAAAGCGCAAGGCCCUGGUCCCAUGGCACGAGAACGAUGCUUGGAGGCCCUUCAAGAGGACAGCCUGCCCUCCUGGAACCAUCGUGCCGAUGAGGUUUCUCUUGCGCUACAAAGAGAACAAGCCACAUGCUCGAGUCAUUCUCCAAGGCUUCAAGCACAAGGAUGUCAUCGAAAGCAAGCUCGGAGAAACACAGGCACCGCCGACACCGCGAACCAGAGCGGUGACUGACUGCCAACGCUUCACGGCAGCUGAGAUCUCUUUCCUGCUGGGCGAAGGCUACGAGGUUUGGUCCGAUGACAAGGUGGAGCAGAUCCGGCGUGACUUCAUCGCUGAGUUGCCUCCGUCCAUCGAGGACUACCUGCCCCAGUCCGAGAUCGACAAGCUGAUGGCCGGUGAAGAGACCGCAGCUCAGGUACCAACAGCACCUGAGGAAUGGAAUGGCAUCAGCCGCCAGCAGAGAGAGGAAUUGAUCCAAAUUUUGGACGACAGUCUUCUCCUGGGCGUUCCCUGUGGUGCCAUGUGCCCAGAGCUGCGAGAUGAAGCACGAGCCCUGCGAGCUCAACUGACGACCGUACGGGUCGUGGAAGGUGAACUACAACCUCUGAGGGUGGUAAUGAGUUCAGUGCCAGAUUUGCCUGUUGGAACAAUUUUGAGUUCCAGCUCUGGCCGUAGCAACGGAUAG